Molecule: messenger RNA, 2342 nt
Organism: Homarus americanus (American lobster)
Lineage: Eukaryota; Metazoa; Arthropoda; Malacostraca; Decapoda; Nephropidae
Product: prenylcysteine oxidase-like
Exons: 7
Coding region: 371-1876 (501 amino acids)
Biological process (GO): prenylated protein catabolic process; prenylcysteine catabolic process
Molecular function (GO): prenylcysteine oxidase activity
Source: RefSeq, a predicted model, not a curated record
UAGUGUGACCGACAUCCACAGAGAAACUGUGGACAGGACGUGUGUUACCAGCCCACGACCUUGCCAGCGGUACGCAGGAUGCCAAAUCCACCGAACAUUGCCCGUUAAAGUAGUACCCGUAAAAGAGAGAGUGAAGCAACAUUGCGGGGAAGAGAAAGGGAAGUAAGACUCUACUAAUUGAGGAGAAUUAAUAAGACGAAAUGCCUUUGAUGGAGUUAUCUCGAAAAGGAACUCUACUUCAAAUUUUAUUUCGUUAGGAUUUGGUAGAGGUCAUGACAUGAUAAUCCUGGAGCAGAUGGCUAGCACCAGAACACAUUCGAUUUCGUUCAUUUUUCCACAAAUGUUCUUUGGAUGAUAAAAUAACUGAAAUAUGCUUCAAGUUUGGAAUCUUUGCUUACUGGGGCUGCUGACACAAGUGAGGACAUCAAAGGCCCUACGGGAUGUUAGUGGCUUUGAUACAGCCCCUCCAAAAAUAGCAAUUAUUGGAGGUGGUAUAGGAGGUACAUCAACAGCUUACUUUCUUAAGGAGCUGUUUGAAGACAAUGCCAUCAUUGACCUCUAUGAGUCAGGGGCAAUUGGGGGACGUUUGGCCACACUUCCAAUAGCUGGAUACAACUAUGAGGUUGGUGGCAGUAUCAUACACCCCAAGAAUCAGUACAUGGUGGAUUUUACAUCAAAAUUUGGCUUGCAAAAAAGCCGUGCCUGCUCUGGAAAUGUGGGGUUGUUUAACGGUGAAGAGUAUGUGUACCGAGAUGACUCUUACAAGUUUGUCAACUUUGUCAAACUCCUCUGGAGGUAUGGGUGGGAUGUGUAUCGUCUUAAACAGUUGACAGACGAAAUGCUGACAAACUUUGCCAGGAUUUACACUCUCCAGACAGAAGGACACGCUUACCAGAAUGUGACCUCCUUGCUGUAUGAUAUGGAUCCCAUGUUCUCCAAGAUGACACAUAAUUCCUCAGCUGCAUGGCUAAAGGGUUUUGGUUUCCACGACCUUAUGAUCAGUGAACUAAUUACAGCAGUUACUCUGUGCAAUUAUGGACAGACUCCCGACGUGCAUGCUUUUGUUGGAUCUGUGGCUGUGGCUGCUGCUGACCCACAACUAUGGUCAGUUCGUGGGGGUAAUAAGCGUGUGGCCGAGGAACUGCUCAAACACUCACGUGCUGCAUAUCUCAGACGUCUUGUGGCUGAGAUUACUCCUAAUGGCCAGGGACAUUUUAAGGUUACUUCCAGUGAAACAGAAACCCCAGAUUCAAGAGUUUUUUCCGAGGAAAAUCCAUCAAAUAUUGCCGAUUCGGAUUUACGGAGUCAAGACUAUGACAUUGUUGUAAUUGCAGCCCCUCUCACCAAGGAUAAUAACAAUAUCAAGUUUGUCAAUUUUACGAAGGAAUUUGAUUUUCCAGGUCAUUAUGAAAGAAUUAUAUGCACAAUGGUACAGGGAAAAGUCACGCCUGAAAGUCUUCUAUUAACACCAGAUGACGCAAUUGAUGAAAUUUUAGUGACAAAUCCAAAGCUCAUGUUUAAUUCUUUUGGAAAGCAAUGUCCUGUAGAUGCUCAUGACUACUCUUAUGAUAAUCCAGAUGUGUGGAAAAUAUUUUCAUCAGCACCUUUAGAAGAAGAUCAGUUAAAUAUAUUUUUUAGUAAGCGUAACUCAACAAAUGUUAUAGAUUGGUUAGCAUACCCACACUAUGAUUCAGACCAAAAGUUGGGAGACUUUGAGUUACUACCAGGUAUGUAUCAUGUGAAUGCCAUUGAAUGGGCAGGAAGUGCCAUGGAGAUGAGCAUAAUUGGAGCAAAGAAUGUAGCACUGUUAGCAUACAAGUAUUGGCUGCAAAAUCCAAAUGCUGGUAUGAAGAUGCCUUUAAAAGAUGAGCUGUAAUAUACAUUUACUAAUAACCUGUAGUCAUGUUCAAUCUAAUGUACGUGAAGAAAUUUUUUUUUUCACUCCUGGUAAUCUUUAAACUUGGUUACAAAGAUUUUCUUGAAAGCUGGUGCAAAUGAAGUCUGACUGAAAUUAUUAUCUUUGUGGAAUUUUUGAUUUACUGUAUAUCUUUACUGACACUUUAAUUAUAAAGUGAGAAGUUAUUUAUUGUCAUUUGAAUAUAAUUUGUGAGGUACCCUUUAUAUAUAUGCUGUAGUACAGUUGGCCCUCAAUAUUUGUGAUGGUUACAUUCUUAAAAAGCUUGUGAAUGCUGAAUUUGCAAAUGUAGACAACUUGGUUCAAAGGGAAAAAGGGGGGUUGUGUCCUUACACUACUUAACAUAGAAAGGGAAAAUGGUAAACAUUUGAGAUCAAUGACUACAAUAAACAUUGUACCUGUAAAUAAUAACAACUAUCAAAAUUAA